AUGAAGUUUGGAAAGGAGAUACAAUCUAAUCAGAUUCCGGGAUGGUCUCAUCAAUAUCUCGAUUACAAGGCGUUGAAGAAGAUCAUAAAUUCCCUCAUAAAAGGCAGGCCAAGAGACGCUGGUAGUCUGUCGAUUGGGAUCAGGCCGGGUGCAUCGAGCGGAAGCACCAGUAACAACAUUAGCAACAGCAUCAGCUCCAACACCAGCAUAUCGAUGGAAGAUUACCGAUCAUCUUUCUUCUUCAAGCUGGAGAGAGAGCUCGAGAAAAUUAACGGAUUCUACCUUGCAAAGGAAUCUGAGCUCAAGAUACGCAUACAGAUACUCAUCGAUAAAAAGCGGCACAGCAAACGAUCGAGCCACGUCGCUCUCGAUGAAGGUUUCCAGCACCUCGAACGUCAACUUGUCGCUUUGCAGGCUUAUGUCGACAUCAACGCCACUGGAUUUAGAAAGAUACUCAAGAAAUGGGAUAAGCGGUCUAAAUCUAAUACCAAGGAGCUCUAUCUGGCCAGGCAGGUGGACGUACAGCCUGUGUUCAACAGGGAAGUACUCGCAGAGCUAUCCAACGUAGUUGCAACGAACCUCAUUGAUCUUGAGAAUGCACAAGACCCCGAUCAGCACACUGAGAAUAUGUCUAUCGACAGCUACAGCGAUGUCGAGAAUAUGGUUAUAAAGCUACUUAAAAAGGGAAACACAGCCGGUUUAAUGAGCUUGCUGCAGAAUCACAAGGGACUGAGAUUGACGUGGGAGUGUCUCGUCUAUGCCGCUCGAGAGGACGAGAUGGACGCGUUGACACAGCUAGCGCAGAUUGAAUGGAGCUAUGUCGAUGAUAUCAAUAACCGCACCUGUCUCCACAAAGCUGCUAUAGUUGGCAAUCUUGCGCUUGUUCGCCUCGCUUUACAGCAUGCGGUGGAUCCAAGCAGCUUAGACAUAUUCGGACGGAACAGCAUCCACUACGCCGCACUUAAUGGACACGACGUAGUACUCGACCAUCUUCUCCACCUGAACUCUAUCGAUUCGAGGAGGGCGGAUUACGACGGCUACACGCCAUCGCUGUACACAAUUGUCAAUGGACAUGAUGAGUGUUUGAGGCUGCUAGUCAGCCAGCUUUCUUCACCUGCCCCGUCCAGCCUCCAUCCACUAUGUCUGGCUGCGCAGUACGGACACCAGUCCAUCGUUCGGACGCUGCUCCAGCUGUCCAAAGACGACAUUGGACCGAACGCCGAGGGUCUAUUCGCUCACCACUUGGCAGCGAGAGGCGGACAUGCAGAUAUAUGUCGCCUGCUAGCGAAAGAGGGCGGCGAGAAGCAGGGAGGGCUGCAUAUCCAAGACAAGUAUUCAGCGUGGACGCCGUUGAUGCAUGCUGCCGACGGGGGGCAUUUAGAGUGCGUUAACGUUCUCCUCAGUUUCGGCUGCGAUGAAUGGGUGGUAGACGAGAAUGACAAUACAGCCGUCUUCUACGCCGCAUGGAACGGACACAUGGAGUGUGUGGAUGCGCUGAUGCGCGCCAAGGUAGCCAGCGGGGAAGAUGCGCGGGUGGUGGCGGGAUCGACGGCGAAGACGGAGGUCAGCGACAUCGAACAACAACGACAAGGAGGAGAUAUGGAUGAGAUACCCACACUUGCACUCCCACCACCUAUGAUGCCUUUGCGGAUCUACGGCCACAAUUACCUCCUCAAGCGCAGCCUCCUCAAGGUGGUUCUCCCCCCUCUGCCGAUCAGGCUGAGCGAAAACGGCAGUGGCGACGAGUUGCGCUGGUCGUCACUCAAGCUAAUCGUGAUGCAGAAACCAGACACACUUAAUGCACCCCACCACCUCAUCCUCCCGUUGCAGAAACAAAGCGGGGAGUCGCAUACUCACACUCACACUCACACUCACACUCACACGCACUCGCACACUGAGUUCACAUUCCAGAUGGAAGACGGUCGCGAACACAGCCUCGACUUCGCCAUUUAUCCAGGCUUCGGGAGCGUCGUGAUGGGAAGGGCGGUCGCGCUGCCGGAGGUGCUGAUGCGGCCGUGCGUGCAACGCCACACGCUCGCGAUGCUCGAUAGCCGGUUACACACGGUCGGUCGUAUCGCCUUCUCAACCUUCCUCGUCACGCCCUACGCUGGGCUGGAAGCGGAGAGUGCGAAUGUGAACGCUUACUGGAAGUCAACGACGAAUGUGAGCGGAGCACAUGCGCAUACGCACGAGAAGGAGAAGGAGAAGGCGGAUAAAGCGGGCACUGGGAAGAGAGACUCGCCGAUGCUUUCGCCCAACUACCAAAGCGGUGAUAACGAUAACGAUAAUGAUGGCGACGGACAGGGGGAUGGGGGCGCCACUGUAAUUACUUCGUCGUCACUUCCAGAUACGUUCGCGCGUGUGCGGGUGUGUUCGAGUAAAGAUGGCAGGGCUGUAGUUGCACAGGCGGACAAUUUGUCUCUCUUGCUGCCCCUAGCACUGCCCGGUGCGCAAGUGAAGGAUUUCUCACUCAACGAUCUGUGCACUCUCGCCAGAGAGUACCAAGUAGAUGCGGAGGGAAUGGGGAGCGAGGCGAAACUUACAGCUUUAGAGGAGUUGCUGAGGAUACUCGACACUAAAACGCACAUCUUGCUCGAUAUACGUAAUGAAACGGCAGGGAACACGAACAAACUCGUCGAUGAUAUACUCAAUCAUUCGUAUCGCACGGCAUCAUCAUCCACCCGUCACAUCGCUUUCGUCACCGCUGACACGGAAAUAGCAGUGUGUCUGCAGUGGAAACAGCCGCAUUUCCCCGUUUUCUUGGGUUUGGGUUGCAACGGAUCGGUAAAAGAAGCAGUGAAGCUGAUACGGGCUAACAACUUGCUGGGGAUGUUUGUGGAUGGCAGGUUGUUGUCCAAGGUGCCGAAGCUGGUGGAUGCAGUGAGGGAGACGGGAUCGAUGGUGGUGGCUGAUGAGGCUGAUGGAGCUGGUGAGAGUGUUGCUGUGGAUGGGGUGGAUGGAGUUGCUCGGAGGAAGACGUUCAACUGCAUGACGACGUUUGGCGUUGGUGGGUAG
Molecule: messenger RNA, 3015 nt
Organism: Wallemia ichthyophaga EXF-994
Lineage: Eukaryota; Fungi; Basidiomycota; Wallemiomycetes; Wallemiales; Wallemiaceae
Product: Ankyrin repeat protein nuc-2
Exons: 5
Coding region: 1-3015 (1004 amino acids)
Biological process (GO): lipid metabolic process
Molecular function (GO): protein binding; phosphoric diester hydrolase activity
Source: RefSeq, a predicted model, not a curated record